GUUCAGGGAAGGCGCGCCCGGCACUUGUGCAAGUUCGGGGAGGAAGCUGGGGGGCUGGCGGGUCUCCUCCCGCCGCCGCGGUGCCCCAGCCCGGGGCCGCGGACUCCGGGUUUAAUCCUCCGACUGAACACCAGGAGUCUCCCUCCACGGCUGAUCGCCGGCUCUCGCCGCUGCCUCCAGCGGAGCCGCAGUGCGGCGCUGAGGCUUUCUCCCCGGCGCCCGGACCCCGACCGCGCGCGCGGGGGGUGUCGCCGCGGCUGUGCGAGGAGAGCCGAGUCCGCGGGCCAGGAGACCUCCACUUUGGAUUCCAGCAGACACCUUUCCCUCGUUAGCCCCCUCCCCCGCCCCGGGGAGCUUUGUGCAGCGGAGGGGCGGGCAGGCUCUGAAGCCCGGGACCUCGGGGUGAGGGGGCGGGGCCUGGCGACCCCCGGUCCCACCUCGACCCGCCCGCGGCAGGGGCGCCGGGAGGGGCGAAGGGGUGCGUGGCUGCUCCCAUUGGUUCUGCCCUGAGAUAAGGCCGACGCUCCCGGAGGCAGAGGAUCCGGCCCUUCCCCGGCGCCCGCACGGUAGUCCCGGGUGCCCCCUGCACAGCAGGCGGCGGCCCCUCCGCAGCUCAGCGCGCGCCCUCGCCCGUCGCCGCGACCCGCAGAGCCCCGCGGCGCGUGGAGGCGGCCGCCUGCGCCUCGCACGGCUCCCCCGCCCUGCAGCCGCCGCGGUCCAUCCAGAUAAGGACGCCGCUGCGGGCUCGCGUGCCGUCCGCGGGGACCUCCCACUCCCGGCGCCGCCGGACGCAGAGCGGGGCUCCCUGGGGAUUACGGCGGACGCGGUCGUGUGGCCGGACGGGCCGGGGGCUCGGGGCCCGUGGAGCCUUUUGUGCGGCCCAGCCCGGGCGUUUUGUUUGCGGAAGAAGCAGAAGAGACAGGGGAGAGGUUCUGGUGGCUUCCAGAGAGUGGCUUAACUGGAAUCCGAAGUGAUAGCAUCGGAAGCGAUAGUAGAGGUCAUGUAAUGUAUCCCAGCCUCCUAAUUUUACAAAUGAGAAACUAAAGUCUAGUGAGGUGAAGUGACUUGUCUAAAACGGUUUGGAAGAUGACACACAACGCAGCUGCCUUUGUCCCUGGUGGCAGACCAGCGUGUGAAAAAGCAUGACACAAGUUUGAGGUUUGUGUCUGCGUCCUCAAGGUCAAGAAAUUAUCUCCUUGGAAGGCAACAAUACUAUGCAUGUUAUGAAUUGUGUCUCCUUGGUCAGUGAUAAAGAAAAUGGGACUAUCGCCACAGCAGCUGGAUUCAUGAUUGAGGAAACACCGCCCCCGCCUCCUCCUCCUCCUCCACCCCCUCCACCUCCACCAUGUCCAUAUUCAGAGGACGUGUUUGCUCCCUCUCUUCCCCCUCCCCCACCACAUGCACUCCCCGGAGGGCCUCCGGUCCCUCCUCCCCCUCCAGAACUGCCCCCAGCAUCUCACUUGAACGGCUACCACCUCGGUAAGAAAAAGCGGAUGAGAAGCUUCUUUUGGAAAACCAUUCCGGAGGAGCAAGUGCGAGGCAAAACCAACAUCUGGACCUUGGCAUCCAGGCAGCAGCAUCAAUACCAAAUAGACACGAAGACCAUCGAGGAGCUCUUCGGGCAGCAGGAAGAUGCCACCAAGCCUUCCCUUUCCAGGAGAGGAGGAUCUUUAAAUUCGUCCUUCAAGGAAGCGAGAGAGGAGAUGACUAUCUUGGAUGCAAAACGGAGCAUGAACAUUGGGAUAUUUCUUAAGCAAUUUAAGAAGUCUCCUCAGUCCAUUGUAGAAGAUAUUCAUCAAGGAAAGAGUGAGCAUUAUGGAUCAGAGACACUGCGAGAAUUUCUUAAACUGUUGCCAGAGUCAGAGGAGAUAAAGAAAUUAAAAACAUUUAAUGGCGAUGUGUCCAAGCUGUCCCUGGCAGACUCCUUUCUGCACUGCUUAAUUCAGGUGCCAAACUAUUCGCUUCGGAUUGAAGCCAUGGUGCUAAAGAAGGAGUUUUUACCUUCUUGCUCUUCUCUGUACACGGAUAUAAGAAUUCUGAGAAUGGCUAUACAAGCUGGAGGCUUCUCUAAGUCACUGUGUGUGUUCUUCUUGACAGAGCUGAUGUCAUGUGAGGAGCUGCAUUCCAUAUUACACUUGGUGCUACAGGCAGGAAAUAUCAUGAAUGCAGGAGGGUAUGCCGGCAAUGCAGUAGGCUUUAAGCUGUCUUCUUUGCUCAAAUUGGCAGACACCAAAGCAAACAAACCUGGGAUGAACCUUCUGCACUUUGUUGCACAGGAAGCCCAAAAGAACGAUGCCAUUCUUCUAAACUUUUCUGAAAAAUUACAUCAUGUUCAGGAGGCUGCUAGGUUGUCUCUGGAUAACACGGAGGCAGAGCUGCACUCGCUGUCUGUCAGGACGCGGUCGCUGAAGGAAAACAUCCGGCGGGAUGAUGAGCUCCGUCAGCAGAUGGAAGAGUUCCUUCAGUUUGCUGUAGAAAAGCUGGCCGAACUAGAACACUGGAAACGGGAGCUCCGGGACGAGGCCCACGCCCUCAUAGAUUUUUUCUGCGAAGACAAAGAAACCAUGAAACUGGAUGAGUGCCUUCAGAUAUUUCGAGACUUUUGCACCAGAUUCAGCAGAGCGGUUAAGGACAACCACAACCGGGAGGUACAGGAGCUGAGGCAGCUGCGGCGGCUGCAGGAGCUGGAGCAGAAGCGGCAUUCCUGGGCGACCGGGGAGCUGGUGGGAUUCGGCCGGAGCAGCAGUGAGAAUGACGUGGAGCAGCUGGGCAAGAAGGGUGCGGAGGACCUGCCCCCCUUCCUGCGCCGCAGGCCCAUCAGCCCCUCCUGCCGACGCCCCAACACCCGCCGCUCCCGCCUCUCCCUGGGCGCCUCCGCUGACCGGGAGCUGCUGACCUUCCUGGAGAACUCUGUGGGCAGCCCCGAGGAGGCCAACAAGUUCAACAGCUUGCCCCGGAGCAGCCCUCGGCAGCCCCGGCCCGCGUCGGCCUGGAGGGAGUCUGGGGAGCCGAGGGACCAGGGCUUUGGCCGCACACACAGACCUCAGGCCUCCGCAGGCCAGGAGGGAGCCCCCGACGCCCCCUCGGCUUCCUGUGGCCAGCUCCUCGCCCCCCAGAUGGAAGACUCUGCUCCGGUUUUGCUCCGAACUCGGCGUAGCGGGCUCAGCAUGCUCCAGAAGAGGAACAGCGAGCCUGUGGGCCUGGCGUCUCCCUGGUCCCCUCCACUCUCGCCACUGGCUCUGGGAAUUAAGGAGCACGAGCUGGUGACCGGGCUGGCCCAGUUCGACGUCCAGGGUCCCAAGGACCCAGAGGAGACGCCCCAGCGGAGCCCGACCAACGUCAGUCCAGUGGAGCUGGCGUCUCCGGGGGAUGGGAGCCUGCAACCCCUCGGAGCCGGCACUGGUGCUGGCAUUGGUGCUGGCAACGGUCGCCUGACGCCUGUGGGUACAGGUGCCCAGGAGAGUCUCAGCGCCCAGGAGAGUCUCAGUGCCCAGGAGAGUCUCAGCGCUGCCCUGCAGAGUGACGGCGUGGCCCCUGACGAGCCCAGCAUCAACCCUGAGAACAAAGACCCUGGGCCCCUGUUCUUCUUCUCGGAUACCACCGACUGCUCGCUGACCUUGGACUGCUCAGAGGAGACCAAUGCCAGGUCCGGGGGUGGGGAGCUGGGGGAGGCCGGCCAAGGGCAUGGCUCUGUGUCCUCUGGGGCAGGGGAGGCGGAUGGCAGCCAAGUGUCCUCCAACCCGCUCUCCAGCCCCCCUGGGGAGACCCCUGCUCCUGCUUCUGCAAAGACCGGGCCCAGCUGCAGGGGUGGCCUUUCCAGAGACAGGUCCUCCAAAGGGAAGGAAGUGACCACACCAAAGAGAAACUCCCUCAAGGAGGCGUCCCAGGGAGCCCCCAAGCCUGGGGCUGUCCCGCGAGGCCAGGGGACGGCGCCCAAGCCCGUGCGGACCUUGACCUCCUCGGAGAGCGAGAGCAUGCGCAAGGUCGUGCCCAUCUCGAGGGCCAGCAGGGGCUCCUCCGGCUGGAAGCAGCCGCCUCGGGAGCCGCCCAGCGGCACCCAGGAGCCGUGGUCACGCCGGAACUCUGUGAAGGGCACCUCGGACACGUCACCCAAGAGGUCCUCGAAGGGGCCCGGGGUGGUCGUCGAGGUGACCGAGGAGCAGGAGCAGAGGCCGCUGCGAGGGAGGGUCGGCUCCUGCGGCACCCGGCCGGGCAAGGAGCCCGCCCUGCAGCCCAGGGGCUCCCUCAAGAAGCCCAGCGCCAAGCCCCUCCGGAACGUCCCCAGACAGAAACCCGAGGAAAAUAAGAUCUGCCGCUCCAAUUCCCAGGACCCCCAGAGCCCGGGAGAAGAGCCCAAGCCGCCUCCACCAACCCCCAGCGUCCCCCGUGUCCCGUCCCAGGUCCCAGGCUUUGCCCGAAACACAGUAGCCUCCUCAUCUCGGUUCAUGAAAACAGAUUCUCUCCCGGUGACCAAGGCCCCCGGCCUCACGCGGACCGUCUCCCACCGGCAGCUGAGGAUGAAGGGUGGCUCUGAGGAUGCGGUCCCCAAGGACAGCGGCACCCUGCGGCGGGCCAACAGCUCCCGGGCCCCCAAAAAGUGUCCUGAGUCAGCAGAGGGGCCCGGUGCCAACACGGAGGCCUCUCUGAAGGGCAGGGGGACGGGGGAAAGGACCUCCUUCAGGCAGAAAGACUCCGGCCGGACCACACUGGGGAAAAUCCUCCACCCCUUAUGGAAGUGAUGGGUGCCUGUCCCCCCUCACCUCCUGGCACAUCAUGCGGACUGACUGCUGUGAAAGGCCAACACCGAGUGACUCUUCUACAUCAAGGGAAUCGCCGGUGCCACCUGCUAGUGCUCCUAUCGCUGAAGGUACCCUCUGGGAGGCCUGUGGACCGCCACCUGCAGCGCCGACUCCUGCCGUCGAGUCCCCAUGCACCCCUGUCCUGGACCGGCACCUCCCGCACACCCCCCCAAAGUGUGCACAGGCACCUCUACGCCAAAACAGACUCGGGCGUGUGAGAUGGCAUUCGUGCGCAACAAGUAAACAAGGAAUUCUGGCCAGUUUUUAGAAAUCAGAGGCUUAUUUUUCAAUAUAAAAAUUCAGUGUUUUAGUUGGUUCCUUUUGCAGAGUGAAUGGGGAAAAAAGACAGAAGAAAAACUGCUUUGUAUGAAGAUGCUUUCGUCUUCCCGUGCCCUUGGCCUCGGGGUUCCACCCACCCGC
Molecule: messenger RNA, 5219 nt
Organism: Myotis daubentonii (Daubenton's bat)
Lineage: Eukaryota; Metazoa; Chordata; Mammalia; Chiroptera; Vespertilionidae
Gene: FHDC1
Product: FH2 domain containing 1
Source: RefSeq, a predicted model, not a curated record